GAGGCGGCCAAGGCUCAGAAAGGCGCACAGUUACACUUCUGGAAAGUGGAAGUAUGUGCCAGGACUACAGCACACAUUUUCAGCCUUUUAAAGAUGCUGAAACUCUUAUGUAUCUGCUCUCUAAUAAUAUUUGAUGUGUCUUCUGGGGAGCUGGUCAAUGAAAAGGAAACAAAUCCCUGGCAGCCCAAGGUCUCUGAUGCUCGCAGGCCAGGAGGGCCCCUGUGGACACAGCCCCUCAGUCCAGGCCCGCAUGCCCCACGUGUGUCAUCCCUUUAGCCCUCUUAAGACAGAGAAGGCCUGGAUGCUGUGCUCACAGAUAAUCACUGUCUCCAUCUCCCAGGGGCUGGGUGCCUCUCCCCAGCCUCAGGCUGCUCCGCUCACCUGUGACCUCCAGCCCAUUAUGCUGCCCCACGGCCUGAGGCUGAGGAAUGCCAGAACCCAGCCUCUCUGGGCAGGUAUGCAGAGGAUAUUUGAUGAUUAAAUGAAGACAUUCAGGGCUGCAAACCUUGGCCAUGUUUCUCAGAUGUUACCUUCACUUCCUCAUUGGAUGCCAUCCUACCAGCACCACCACCACACCUGCAGCUUCGAGAGAUAGGAUGAAUGGGAUAGACUAGCCAGGUGGACUCUUUUUGCUAUAACUCCUGCCUGAAUUCCUGUCCUCUCUUCUGUAAUGGCAGGCCAGGAUGGAUAAGGUAGGAAUUCAUCAUGAAAUGUGUACUGAGUGCCUGUAUACCAGGCUUUGUUAGAUGCAGAGGCCCUCCAGCUGAAGGGGACAUGAUUCACAGCCUGCUGGAGGAGGGGAGCACGACAGAUUCCAACCACAUGGAAUAGAUGGAGAAGUUUUUGUUUUGUACCGCUUUCAAAUUUUGGAAAAGAUUUGGAGGAGAGGAGGAUUAAGGCCCCCUCUCCCAGCGAUCCAGGGGCUGGAGCCUGCCCUAAAUGCACCUCUGGGAUCUCAUCCUCAACAAUGACUACCUGCGGAGCCAAGGGACCACGAACUAGCGAAAAGAACUGCGUCCAGCCGCUCUUGGCGCGGCCGCCCAGAAUCACAACGAGCUGCGCGGCGCCCCCUGGAGGCCUGACCGAGCUCGGCACCUCUGUAGGUGAGAAUAAGGAGCUCCGGAAAUGCCCCCGCUGCGGUGGGAGUGGAAACUCUUCAACCGCUUUGAAGAGCAAUCUGGGACUAUCUAGUAAAGUUGGAGAGGCAAGUACGCUAUUAUUCAGAAAUUCCGAUUUUAAGGUUUUACCUUAGAGAAACUCUCAAAUAUGUGCCCAAGGAGACGUGUACAGAUGUUCUUCGCAGCAGUGUUUAUGAUGGUCAAAAAUUGAAAAUGGCACCGUUAUCGAUCUUGAGCAGAAUAAAUCAAGUUAGAUGUAUGUAUCCAAUGAAAUACUAUGCCACCGUGGAAAUGACAGCUAGAGCCACCUGUGUGAUUGUGGAUCCAUCUCACAAACCAUGCUGAGGAACUGGGUUGAAGAGGAGGAUCCAGCAAACAGACUAAGAAGGAGAGGCCAGAGAGGUAGGAGGAUGAUCCAGGAGAGGGGGAUGAGAUGGAUGCCAAGAAAGAAACGUUGCUUCAAGAGGGAAACAGCUCGACUGUUGGAAAUGCUGCUGAGUGGCCAGAUGGUCUGAGGGCAAAAGGAACGGUUUUUGGGGCUGUGGCCACACAGGAGUCAUCGUGACUGUGACAGAAGCAGGGAAGAAUGUGCCUCCAUCCAUUUUCAGCCACUUCUGUGGAGACAUUCCUUAAUUCUAAGACUGCUUUUGGUGACCACAGGCGUCUAGGCUGCCCUAUCUGAAACACAACUGAAAAAAACUGUAACAUGCUACUUAGGAAAAUAUAUGCAAGGAGGAAUGUCAUGGAGGGUGGUGAGUGGUGCUGCCAGCUAACACAGGAAACACCAGAAGAGGACCAGGUUCGAAGGCAGGGGCCUGGGUUCAGUCUCGACAGUUGAGCUUAUGAAGCCUCUGAGACCUCCACGCAGAGCUCUCUGUUCCCUGUGUUGGGAAAACUGGACAUAAAAUGCAUUUUAGAAACGAGGACAGAAAUGACAGAUCCUGCACCAUGACUGUGGUGGAAAUGAACCUCACUGCUGGGAGUGUGGAUGGAGGCUGGUCCUGGGGAAGCCUGAUGAGGGAAGCAGGAGGGAGCGAGCCCAUGCCAUGGCACCUCCAACACCCACCCUUCCAGCUCCUCUCUGGUGGACAGGGGUGCAGCUACCAUCAGAGGUGGACGCUGAAGAAAGAGCUGCACUGGAGUCACCAGAGGAAAAGAAACCAAUCUAGGGAAGUGAGAAUCUAAUAAGGAGGAAUGAAGCAGAACAAUAGAUGGAAAGAAUCCAACUUGACUCAGGCUUGUCAAGGUGGCGGAGGAAAAUGCAGAAUAAAAGGAGCCUGGCUGAGCCUCCAAGUCCAGCCAGACCCCGCGUUUGAAGGGGAUACCCUGACUCUGCGAUGCUGGGGAAGGAGGAACGCAGCACUGUCCCAGGUGAGAUUCUACAGGGACGGAAAAUUCCUCCGUCUCUCUAAGGACAACCAGCCUCUGUCCAUGCAAACAGCAACAGUGAACAGCAGUGGCAGGUACAGCUGCACUGGACAGGUGACAUACAUCCCAUAUGUGGGCAGACGAACCUCAAGGACUGUCAUGGCUCAAGUCCAAGGGCACGGGGCAGGGCCUGGGAUGUGCCGAAGCUCAGACCUCACCUCAGACUCCAGGGGCCUCGCUGUCCAGCACUCCCCUCCUGAGCCCCGGGCUGCCUCUUCCCAGAGCCGCCCUGCCUCCUGUGCUGAGGGCCAGAGGUCAGCCCGGCAGCUCCUCUUCUCCUUCCACACGGAGGGCCACACCCUGCAGGACUGGGGCCUGCAUCCAGAACUCUGCAUCCCAGCAGCCGAGGAGGGAGACUCCGGGCUUUACUGGUGCGCGGUGGCCCUUGGGGGUGGCUGGGUCCAGAAGCAGCGUCCCCAGCUGGAGCCGGGAGCCGUCUCCUUCCUCUUCCCAGCGAUGUCAGAGCAGGAUGCUGGGAACUACGCCUGCGAGGCUGAGAAUAGUGUCUCCAAAGAGACAAGCAAGCCUGAGACACUCUCCGUGGAGGGUCCUCGGGUCUUAUCUGCCCCCACUAGCAUCAACUGGCUGGUUCCUUGGCGGCCUGCAAGCCUGCUUGGCAUGACGGUCAUUACUGCUGCACUUCUAGGGUAUUUCAGACCCUGGAGAAAAACCGGGCCCCUUCCACCCUGGAAUCUGCCCCCCGCCCCAGGUGGAGAGGAACACCCACUGUAUGUCAAUGUUCAUUGCCAGAAUGAGAACGAUGAAGGGGUUAUCUACUCUGUGGUACGUACGAUCCCAAAGGAGAGUGAAGCCAGGCCUGCGCAGUCAGCCCGGCGGGAAAAGGACAUUUCUGUCAUCUCCGCUGAGGUGAGACGCCCUCAGCUCAGUGAGGUUCCAGCCAAGGGGCUGAAUAGAGGAAGCAGGACCCAGCAAGAUCCCAUUGGUGACUGCGAAGAGGUCCUCUGCUAGUGACGGCAUCUCCUCCCCCCAACACACACACCCAUCCGCAGCCCCCAGCGCUCCCCAGGAGGCCAGGGGACCCCAGCCUCUUCUGUGGUCCUCCAGUUCCCCAGCCCAGCAGCCAGAACUGCCCCCCCCGUUUGUGGAGCACGUCAGAAAACUCUGUUACCCCUUACAUGUUUAAAAAGAUACAUGGUUGUAGAAUCUAUUUGUUAAUAAAG
Messenger RNA from Balaenoptera ricei (Rice's whale), 3727 nucleotides. It is a transcript of the gene FCRL6, whose product is annotated as Fc receptor like 6. Gene Ontology annotation, biological process: cell surface receptor signaling pathway. The record is from RefSeq and is a predicted model, not a curated record. NCBI's taxonomy places the organism in Eukaryota, Metazoa, Chordata, Mammalia, Artiodactyla, Balaenopteridae. The transcript is spliced from 16 exons. Bases 2313 to 3515 code for a protein of 400 amino acids. Gene Ontology annotation, molecular function: transmembrane signaling receptor activity.